CACUUGCAGAACCCUGUGGGAGAUGCAUACAUCUUCCAGAAGCAUUCAUGGAAUGUCCAGGACUCCAAACCCCAAUCUAAAGAUGAGGGAGGAUGUGGAGGGGACUAAUCCCAGAGCUGCAUUCCAGGAUGGGGGGGUGUGUGUGUGUGAGAGGAGAGGGUUGGGCCAGGGGGAGGGCAGGAAAGGGAGGAUGAUCGCUAUAUAAUGGAGCGCAAGAGUAAGACAGCUAAGGGUCUGGGUGCAAUGGCAGAAGGCCCCAGAGCUCAUCGACCACCUCCUUAUAGUGGGGGUGGGGGCUUUGAACCCCGAGACCCACUGGACUGCUGGGCCUGUGCAGUGCUGGUCACAGCCCAGAACUUGCUCGUGGCCACCUUCAACCUCCUGCUGCUGGGUGUGGUGCUAGGAACGGUUCUGCUGCCUUCUGUGCUCAUGCUGGCUUUUGGCUUCCUCUGCCACUCGAAGUUCCUGCGCUCCCAGGCACCCCCCUGUACCACCUACUUUCAGGACCCAGGAUUCACAGUGCUGCUGGUAGUAGGUUUUCUGCUCCUGGUACCUCUGCUGAUCCUCGCUUUAGCUGGUUACCGCCGCCUUUACUGCCGUCUCCGCCUAGCUGACUGCCUGGUACCCUACAGUCGGGCCAUCUACCAGGAUGCCCCACAAGCCUCCCAAUCUCUACCCACAGCCACUGGCAAAGUCUGGGUCUGAAAGGCCCCUCCCUUCCCCUACUCAAGAUAGUUUUUCUACUGCCCCAUCCCAACUCCCAACUUCAACUUCUGGACUGGAAACUAGGGAUUAAUUCUAGAAAUGAAGAAGACUCAAAGGGAAACAAUGUUUGGUCUCAAUGGAAAACAUCCACAAUAUCUGGACAAAACAUGAAAAAUCCCCGUUUCUGGACAGCUUCCUUCCCUUCCCACCAUGUGUACAGUUCAACUGUACCCCAUGACCCAUGGUGGGCUAGAUGCUCCUCUUCUACUCCAUUUUGGAAUAUUUGGACUAACUGUCCCAAAUGUUAACACUAAAUGUAAGUUACUUCAUGGGGGCAGGAGAGCCAGCUGAAAAUUAUGAGGGACUGUGUGAUUUGUGAAUAAAGGUUAAGGAAUCCGUCUCACA
Monodelphis domestica (gray short-tailed opossum) is the source of this 1110-nucleotide messenger RNA. It is a transcript of the gene TMEM88, whose product is annotated as transmembrane protein 88. Gene Ontology annotation, biological process: negative regulation of canonical Wnt signaling pathway. Gene Ontology annotation, molecular function: PDZ domain binding. Gene Ontology annotation, cellular component: plasma membrane. The record is from RefSeq and is a predicted model, not a curated record. Lineage: Eukaryota; Metazoa; Chordata; Mammalia; Didelphimorphia; Didelphidae.